CUGCAUAGCCCAGAUGUGGGCCAACGACUCGACUGUUUCUCCUGAGCGCCAUGCUGCGGCUGCUGCUGCUGGCGCCAUUUGGCGCGCGGGGCAUGGAGUGCUCGUCCAUCCUGGACGGCACCUCCUGCGGGAUCAACGGGAGGUGUGGCACGGAUCCCAGCACGCGAGAGAGCAAGUGCCUGCUGGAGGACGUCAUCGCCUGCGAGGGAAAGGCGAAGGGAGACACCUGUACCCUGUCGGUGGGCAAGAGCUCCCAUACCUAUAUCUGCACGGAGGACGGCUCCGGGCUGCGGUGCUCGGAGGACUGCGGUCCAAGACCCGACGGCGUGGACUGUGAGCAGUUCAUGUGGCAGCUGUCCUCAACGGACCUGUACAUGAGUGACUCCAAAUGUGGCACUUCUGCGGUGUCGGCAGAUCGAAAGUGCCUCCCUCGGCAAGAGGUGGCCUGCGAGGGAUUGAGCGCUGGGGCGGUGUGCUCCUUCUUCAAAGACUCGGAGGAUGUGAGCGUUUGCCAGAGCUCCGGCGGCGGCUUAGAGUGCUUGCCGGCCAACGCAGCACCUGCAGGUGCCCAAGAGGGUGACUCCUGCACCAAGUACGUGAAGAAGAGUAACCGCUGCAGUUCUUACGACCUUAGCUACCGCAGCAAGUAUGGCAGGGAGUCCGCCUCGGAGCCGCUGGUCUGCCUGGAGGGCGACAAGGCGGCGUGCUACGGGAAGCCGCGGGAUGCGCCCUGCGACGGCUACGAGGACGCGGGCUUCGAAUCGAAGCCGGGUGGCGGCUGCCUACCUGGCCCCUUUCUCUUCAAAUACACUGGCGGCUACUGUGAUGACAGAGAGACCUGCGACGGGGCGACCAAGGGCGAGCAGUCCGCGCUCAUCGCCUCUGCACGCGGCCUCAGCCUCGGCUUCGGCUUCUCGCUUGCGAUGCUGGCGCUGUGAACCCGCCCUUUGACGCAAGAGGCGGCCGGCGGUUUCCUUUGGGUUGGCCUAGGGCACGUGGAUAGCUGG
This is a messenger RNA of Effrenium voratum, 1007 nucleotides long. The record is from the annotation of a GenBank genome assembly. NCBI's taxonomy places the organism in Eukaryota, Dinophyceae, Suessiales, Symbiodiniaceae.